Fukomys damarensis (Damara mole-rat) is the source of this 3754-nucleotide messenger RNA. RefSeq names its product nuclear respiratory factor 1 (gene Nrf1). Gene Ontology annotation, molecular function: DNA-binding transcription factor activity, RNA polymerase II-specific; RNA polymerase II cis-regulatory region sequence-specific DNA binding. The record is from RefSeq and is a predicted model, not a curated record. The coding region runs from base 544 to 2142 and encodes 532 amino acids. The transcript is spliced from 16 exons. Gene Ontology annotation, biological process: regulation of transcription by RNA polymerase II. Gene Ontology annotation, cellular component: nucleus. Lineage: Eukaryota; Metazoa; Chordata; Mammalia; Rodentia; Bathyergidae.
ACAGAGUCUGUAUAGUUCAGGCUGGCCGUGAACUCACUGUAGCCCAGGACUCAAAUUCGCUGUAAUCUUCAGUGCUGGAAUUGUAGACGUGCACCACCAUGCCUGGCAGCAGAAUUCUUUUUAGAAGCUAGAGACCAGGUAUCCAGAAUCAAGGUGUCUGCAGGGCUCUAGGGGAGAAUCUGCUCUUUGCCUCUUCUAGCUUCUGGUGGCAUUUUUUGACUUGUGACUACAUCACUCCAGUGUCUAUCCACGUGAUCAUAUCGUCUACUACUAUUUAAUCGCCAUCUGUCUCAUGCUUAUAUGGAUACUUGUCAUUGGAUUUAGGACACACCCACAUACUUUAAGGUACCUACUCCAUUCAAAGCACUGUACCAGACCCUGGGUUGUAAACUGUAACGUGGUCAAUGUGGAUAGACUGCUUUCCUCUUUGACAGAUACAUCAUCUUUUACCAAAAACCUUUUUAAAAACUUGGUGUGGAGAAAGGAGAGUAUUCGUUUUUUUUAUGAAAGGAGUUUGCCACACAGAGACACUGGGCUUGGGAGAUGACCUCAAGCAGGAAAUGGAUCUUCAUGGAGGAACACGGAGUAACCCAGACUGAACACAUGGCGACCAUAGAAGCCCAUGCAGUGGCCCAGCAGGUACAGCAAGUCCAUGUGGCCACUUACACUGAGCACAGCAUGCUGAGUGCUGAUGAAGACUCCCCUUCCUCCCCCGAGGACACCUCCUAUGAUGAUUCAGAUAUACUAAACUCCACUGCAGCCGAUGAGGUGACAGCCCAUCUGGCUGCUGCAGGUCCUGUGGGAAUGGCUGCUGCGGCUGCUGUGGCAACAGGGAAGAAACGGAAACGGCCUCAUGUGUUUGAGUCUAAUCCAUCUAUCCGGAAGAGGCAGCAAACGCGGUUGCUUCGGAAACUUCGAGCUACAUUAGAUGAAUAUACUACUCGAGUGGGACAGCAAGCUAUUGUCCUCUGUAUCUCACCCUCCAAACCCAACCCUGUCUUCAAGGUGUUUGGUGCAGCACCUUUGGAGAAUGUGGUGCGAAAGUACAAGAGCAUGAUCCUGGAAGACUUGGAGUCCGCUCUGGCGGAACACGCCCCUGCGCCACAGGAGGUUAACUCUGAGCUGCCGCCUCUCACCAUCGAUGGGAUUCCGGUCUCUGUGGACAAAAUGACCCAGGCCCAGCUUCGGGCAUUUAUCCCAGAGAUGCUCAAGUACUCUACAGGUCGGGGAAAACCAGGCUGGGGGAAAGAAAGCUGCAAACCCAUCUGGUGGCCUGAAGACAUCCCCUGGGCAAAUGUGAGAAGUGAUGUCCGCACAGAAGAGCAGAAGCAGAGGGUUUCAUGGACCCAGGCUUUACGGACCAUAGUUAAAAACUGUUACAAACAGCAUGGGCGGGAAGAUCUCUUGUAUGCUUUCGAAGAUCAGCAAACACAAACACAGGCCACCACCACACACAGUAUAGCCCACCUUGUACCAUCACAGACUGUAGUGCAGACCUUUAGCAACCCAGAUGGUACCGUCUCACUUAUCCAGGUUGGCACAGGGGCAACAGUAGCCACAUUGGCUGAUGCUUCAGAAUUGCCAACCACGGUCACUGUUGCGCAGGUGAAUUAUUCUGCUGUGGCUGAUGGAGAGGUGGAACAAAACUGGGCCACAUUACAGGGAGGUGAGAUGACCAUCCAGACAACGCAGGCAUCAGAGGCCACCCAGGCAGUGGCAUCCUUGGCAGAGGCCGCAGUGGCAGCUUCUCAGGAGAUGCAACAGGGAGCCACCGUCACCAUGGCGCUCAACAGCGAAGCUGCUGCCCAUGCUGUCGCCACCCUGGCCGAGGCCACCUUACAAGGAGGGGGACAGAUCGUCCUGUCUGGGGAAACCGCAGCAGCUGUCGGAGCACUUACUGGAGUCCAAGAUGCUAAUGGCCUCUUUAUGGCAGACUAUGGAGGUUGCAAGUGGAUCCUGGCAAGAAGGCUGCAGGUGGGCCUGGUCCAGAUCCCGGUGAGCAUGUACCAGACUGUGGUAACCAGCCUCGCCCAGGGCAAUGGGCCAGUGCAGGUGGCCAUGGCCCCUGUGACCACCAGGAUAUCAGACAGCGCAGUCACCAUGGACGGCCAGGCUGUGGAGGUGGUGACGUUGGAACAGUGACACACGGCCAUACCAUGGCAUCGUUUUCUAGUCUACUUCAAAAUUUUUUACACGUUUUGCAAAGGUGCAAUCAAAUGGAAUUAAGUCUCUCGACUUUGGAAGAAAAGUUUUGUUAACCUUUUUUUUUAAAGGAAGAAAGGUGGCAGAUUUAGGAAUUGCAUUUUUUUUUAAAGCACCACUCUUGAUUUUCUGGGAUUGGUGGAAUAAGAAGCUGCAUUGUCAAUUUCACUGUCCCAAAAAAGCCAAAUUGUGGCAGGACUUCUUUCUGCAGAAACGUGUGUGUAUACUUACGUGUGUGUGUGUGAGUGUGAAUAUAUGUAAAUGUGUACAUAUGGACAUACACAUUUACAUAUAAAUAUAAAGUGUGUGUGUGUAUAUAUAUAUACAUGCAUACAUAUAUAUGUAUGAAACCCGCAUGAAAUUCUCUGUAUGAAAUCAAGGUGAGCUGUGGAAACAAUAAUCCACCCAGUUUAGUGGGUGAUAGGGUACGUGGCCAGACACAGUCACCUGGUUUUUGUUCAUACCAGGGUCAUGCGUUGAGCUACUGACAAACUCAGGCAGAGGUGACCACGUCCUUCACCAAAGCUGCCUCCCAGCAGCCGCCCAGAACUCUCCCUGCUGGACUCAACUGAGGAAGGAGGUUCCAGGACGCAGCGGGGCCCAGGACCAGUGGUCUGCUGGCUGGGAUGCUCUCGGCUGGCCCAGGUGCUGAGCUCAGCUCGGGCAGAGGGCUGCCAUGAAAGCUCCGGGACAGGGCCAAGAAGGUGAUCCUCAGCCUCACGCCUCCUCCCUUCCCAGGGACCCUUCUGGAGCUCAUGACUGUUGAAGAGUUGCUUUGGUUUUAAGCUGGCUGGAGCAGCUUAACAGAGCAGACCCUGCACCAGAAAGGGACACCGGGCUCAGGAGCGACGGCCGACACAACAGAGCAUCAGGAGAGGGAGGGGCCCAGUUCCUGGAUCCCCUCCUUCAGGAGCGGCUCCCUGAGGCCCCUUUCCUGCCUGUGACCCAGGCCCUGACCAGCCUUCCUGCUCACAGGUGUCGACUGGUCUGGGUGUUGCCGCUGUCAAAUUCUGCGCUUUCCCAGCAGCAGCCCUGAGUCUCCAGUGGAUAAAUUCACCUGACGUUUUGACAGGCCAAAUCUCUGCUCCUUGAGUACAGGGACAACACUUUCUCCCUCUUCCCAGGUUUCCCUACAUGUGUGAUAGUGUAUUUAAUGUGUUUUUUUAUGCGAAUUAAAAGAUUCCUCAUGUCUUGCUCAGCCUUUGACAAAAGUUUCAGAUUCUUGUAUUUGCUUGUUUUAUAUAAAACUAUCCAAUGUUCUUUGUAUGUUCUUUUCUGUACGUAAUGGGGGGAGGGCAGGGAAAUUUACAUAUGAACAGUCCUAGUUCUAUAAUUUGUUAUUUUUUUAAUUAUUAUUUUUUAUUGUCAUUGUGAAGCUGUCCAGGACUUUAAAGUCCAUGUUCCUUUGUGGUAAAAUAACCUCCUAAUAGUUUGAGAAAUUGCCAAGAAGAAAAAAAAAAAGCAAAACCCCAGUAGCAAAGCAUGGAUUCUGUGUUGUUUUCCAUUCUGUCUAUACUGCCUCAUUCAAUAAAUAGUGUAAAACGUGGCAACA